UCAGCGCUUUACAUUAUAGUGGGGGACAGUACAUGAGACAAUACAGUAACAAAACAGUACAGGAGGGGUUCAAGGGCCCUGCUCCUUGGAGCUUACAAUCUAGGAGGGAGGGGAUAGUGGUACAGGAGGAAUUGGCUGUGGGGGAUGGAGUGGUAGGAGGAGUGGAGGAGAUCAGCUGUUAAGUGAGGGUGGGGUAGGCUUCCCUGAAGAGAUGGGUUUUCAGGGUGCGCCUAAAGGUGAGGAGGGUAGCCUCUGUGCAUUUGAUGUCAAACAGAAGUGAUGUCAGCAGGGGCGGACUGACCAUUUGGAAACUCGGGCACUGCCUGAGGGCCCAGGGUCAGUAGGGGGCCCCAUGAG
Messenger RNA from Staurois parvus, 357 nucleotides. The record is from the annotation of a GenBank genome assembly. NCBI's taxonomy places the organism in Eukaryota, Metazoa, Chordata, Amphibia, Anura, Ranidae.